AGAUACACCUCUCGCAGCCUCACAGACAACAGCGACAUCGAGAACGCGUUCCUCGGCAGUAUGAGCGCGCUCACCAAGGAUCACGGGCUCGGCGGUGGCGACGUGCACCGUGCGUUCAAGUACGGCAUGCUCGUCGCGGAUCUCGAGUGGGCCCUGAUAUGGCAGCCGGAGCCGGACGCGCGUCUGGAGAGACGCGUGGUGCGCUCGAUGACGGCUGGUGGGCAGGUGGACAGUACUCCGUGGCCAUCCUGGGCGUGGGCUGGCUGGCAUGGCGCGGUCAGGUACGCCAACGACGACCAAUACGUUGAGAUCCACGACGCGAUGUACCGCGCUUAUCUCGGACCUUCCGUCGUCGAUGCGUGGUUCAUAGUCGAAGACGGCGGACUCGUUCGUCUUGAUGUCUACCGUUCACAAAGUGAAAUUGACGAGGAUGGUCAUUCUGGAGAAGGAGAAGGUCCUGAACAGGAACCUGCGUACACGGCUCCAACAUGGGGCUCCUCUUGGAAAUUGCCGCAGGGCGUCAAGCCAGGUACACUGGUCUUCCGAACAACUGUUACGUGUCUGCACGUCGAAAAUGUCCAGGACGGUGUCGACAUCGAAGGCGAACACCAUGCACUGUUCUCCAUAAUCCUCAGGGGGGAUGAUCAUUCCCGACUUAUUGUUGGUCGCGCCAUCCUUCCUCGCAGCCACCCGUCAGGUGUUGCACUCGAUUUUGCAGUGGUAUCUCGCAGAAAGGAACCCUGCUCACAGAGAUGGGUGUCGGACAUCGGCGCAGAGCAGAAAGCUGGGCGCUUGCUGGAUGUCGUAGCGAUGAAACCUGGAAAAGAUAUAGUCAGAGAGCGAGUUGGGAUGGGUGUUGUCCUAACAGGCGCAUGGCACAAGGCGAGAGCAGUAGACAGGGUCGUUCUCUUAGGUUAAUGAUCCUAUUCUUCGCCGAGUUUUCGGUAGCCAUGGAUCCAAGAUGGAUCCAUCACGUCCUUUUAUCAGCGCAAACAGCGCUCAUGGUUGGUUCAGG
Coniophora puteana RWD-64-598 SS2 is the source of this 1015-nucleotide messenger RNA. RefSeq lists its product as uncharacterized. The record is from RefSeq and is a predicted model, not a curated record. The transcript has a single exon. Lineage: Eukaryota; Fungi; Basidiomycota; Agaricomycetes; Boletales; Coniophoraceae. The coding region runs from base 61 to 918 and encodes 285 amino acids.